AAGGCGAGAAAGCACCCGCAACAAGUUCACAACGCAGGCAUUCGUUUAUUACAGCGGUUCGAUCGAUCGGCUCGCUGCGACUUGUUGUCUGUUGUUUGAGCCGUGCAUUACCGGACGGACGUGUUUUCGUGUCGUUUCCCUCGCUGUCAGUAUUGACAUUUUUCACAGCAAAUACAUUCGUGAAGUGCCUAAUUGCCCGUCACCGCCUAUUGGUGUCCAGUUCUCGCCGGUAAUUUAUGCUCGCAUUUUCCGCGUGCGUGAUUUCGAAUAAACGGUGUUUUUGAUUUACCUUCCACGCGACAUUGCAGGUGUCCUGGCGCGAGUGUCUUAUCUACGAGAAUAACUUCAAAUAUUUAAAAAGCGUUCAACAGGCGUUCACCGCUAGUUGCGCGGUAGCUAAUCAAAAAAUUUCCAUUUCUGUCGUGCAUUGCAGCCGUAGUGUCCUGCCAUUGAGUGCAGCCGGAGCAAAAACAACAAGAAACAUCCAAAUGCGUGUGUUGUUAGGGCAAAGAUCAAUAAACAGUGAUAAAUAAUUCGUUUGUGCCAAGUGUUCAACGCCUCACCAGGAAGAACACAUGAAACUGUUCACAUAAAAUUCUCUGAAAAAUUUAUUUUAUUUGUGGGCUUAUCGAAAGAGAAUUGGGCCAGCUGAGGAAAUUAAUAAAAGCCCGAAUGCCGAGACUGUUCAAAGACGAGUUUUGGAAGUCUGUUGUAGUACCAUAAACUGAGGAACAAAAAACGAAAAAUAAUACGAGGAAUUGAAAUUUGUGAAAAGGAAACGCGUUUGUUAGAUUCUUUUAGUUUGUUGUUUUUGUUAUUAUUAUUUAUUGUUUUACACAAUCAACAUCAAAAGUGGCCCGCGACUGUGCAGUGGCAAAAUGAGUUUCAGCGGACCAAGCGGACCACGUGACAACGUGCGAAAAUUGUCCUUCCUGGGCUUCAACACAAAGAAGUCCACCGGGAAUGAGGAUCCAAACGAGGUUUACUUGGAUUCGGAAAUGGAAAAAGUUUUCGCCGGUCCAAGUGCCCAUAAGGAAAAGUUCGAUGUAACGACAUUUCAGGACGCAAACCAGCCGAUUGGAUCGUAUAAGCAGAGUAAUGUGCAUCGUAAAAGUGAAUUGAACAUCGAGGAAGAUUCUGAAUAUGAGAGCCCCACAGAUCCUGUUAAUCCACAAAACUACGAUGACCUACCUGAAGACUACCCACUAGUAUCCGAACGCGCUGGACACGGUGACCAUUCGGACAAUUCCGCCGAGGAAAAGCAGGUGCAUUUUGGAAAGAAAAAGGCUGUAGUAUCCCCGCCCACUUUAGUAUACGAUGAACAACCCGCUGACAAUAUACACGAACGAAAACGACGAAGAAGCCGCCAUCAGUAUUAUAGACAACGUAAAUUUUCCCAUCAAGACAGCGUGGAACCCAAAAAGGUGGUCGAGGAGAAUGGCGAGGCUGGUGUCCGCAAGGUAUCCGUGCAACCGGAGGAUACCACACUAGAGGAGGCCGAUCUCAAUGAGUUGAGAUCACACCGUUCCGAUGAUCCGCGCGCGCUCCGACGCCACAAAAUCCAUCAUUCAUCAAUCAAAUUGCGCGAGUUGCCACAAAUCAGUGUGGCGGGCUUGCAGCUUAAGAAGGUCUACGAUCAUAGUCCGCACGAGAUAUUUGUGCAACUCGAUGAGCUCACUGGCAUUGGCGAGGACCGCGAGUGGAAGGAAACAGCCCGUUGGAUCAAGUACGAGGAAGAUGUUGAGGAGGGCUCCGACCGUUGGGGCAAGCCUCACGUUGCUUCGCUCUCGUUCCACUCGCUGCUCAAUCUGCGUCGCUGCCUCGAAACAGGCGUUGUGCUGCUGGAUUUGAAUGAGAAGGACCUGCCCGCCGUGGCAUACCGCGUGGUCGAGCAGAUGGUCGUCGAAGAUCUAAUUAAUGCCGAAGACAAGCCGGCCCUUAUGCGCUCAUUACUGUUGCGCCACCGACACGUGAACGAGCACCAGAGCGGCUUUCCGUUCACGAAGCGGAAGUACAGUAGCUACACGAGUCUACAGUUGCUGUGGAUGGGCGGCGAAAUUCAACAGCAACUUCAUCAGCAACAUCAAUUGGCAAUACAACAGCAUCUAAUCAGCGUUGAAAAUGCCAAAAAGCGACGGUCCGUAUGCGAGACCCUCAGCGCACCGCCCACGUCCAUUUCACUUUGCAGCGAACCGAACAACGGUACCAAUAGACGGCACUCCACCAUGUCAUAUUUGGGAAACCUCUCUGGGGAAGACAAGCGGCCCAGAAUAAUGCCGGCCACCGAAAUUGGCGGCAGCAAGCGUAGCAAUGAGUUGAAGAUCGAUAUGAGGGAUGACAUGUAUUCCUCGUCGCAGGAGAAUCUUCAGAAACUGCAAAAUGACAGCAUAUUGAAGCGCAUACCUGUGGGUGCAGAGGCAACAACUGUAUUGGUGGGCGCUGUGGAUUUUCUGCAACAACCAACCAUCGCAUUUGUGCGUCUUGCAGAAGGUGUGCUAAUGCCCACCUUAACAGAGGUAGCCGUGCCGGUACGUUUCAUGUUCAUACUCAUGGGCCCUCCAACCCUCGACUUGGACUAUCACGAAGUGGGUCGAUCCAUUGCCACGCUAAUGGCGAACGAACCCUUCCACGCAAUCGCAUAUAAAGCAGACGAUCGUAAGGAUUUGCUUUCGGCCAUCAACGAGUUCUUGGAUGAUUCUAUUGUGCUGCCUCCGGGUAAUUGGGAACGUCAAGAUCUCUUGCCAUUCGAGGAGUUGAAAGCGAAGAAAGAUUGGAUUCGUUCGCGUAAGCGAAAAGCGCUAGAGGUCAAGAAUGAGAUGAAGGAGAAAAUAAAAGAAGAAGCUAAAAUAAUUGUUGAGAAGAAACCGGAAUUGGAAAGUGGUGAUGGCAAGAAGAAAAUUAAUCCGCUAGAAAAGACGCACAAGUGGUGGGGUGGUCUGCGCAACGAUCUUAAGCGCCGUCUACCCAUGUACAAGAGCGAUAUAAUGGACGGUCUCAACACGCAGACGCUGGCUGCCACGAUCUUCAUGUACUUUGCUUGCCUCUCGACCGCAAUCACUUUCGGUGGCUUGGCCUCCGAAAAAACUGGCAAUCUGAUUGGUAUUUCGGAGACGCUGUUGAGUACAGCACUUUGCGGUAUAAUUUUCCACACGAUUUCUGGACAACCGCUCGGCAUCAUAGGUACUACUGGUCCUUUGCUGCUCUUCGACGAAGCGUUGAUUAACUUUUGCCGCGAGAAUAAUUUGCCCUUCCUCACCAUACGCGCCUACAUCGGUGUUUGGUUGGCCGUCAUCGCCACGACGCUCUCUGCUUUCGAGUGCAGCGUUUAUGUGCGUUUGUUUACACGCUUUACACAGGAAAUUUUCUCAGCAUUGAUCACAUUGAUCUAUAUCUAUGAGACAAUGAUGAAAUUAGUUUCCGUAUAUAAGAAGAACCCCCUAUUGGCCGACUACCACUUCCCGCCAGCAACACUAGCAACGCAAUUACAGAGCUUUGGCAAUACAACAAUGGAUAGCUUGGGUAAUGUGACUGCCGCUGUCUCGGCCUCGAACACUACAUCCAGCGUCAGCUUGGUUUCGAACAUCGUAUCCCACACGAAUAUGCCGAACACGGCACUCUUCUGCACGAUACUCACCUUGGGCACCUUCACUAUCGCCUACUAUCUAAAACUCUUCCGUAACUCCCAUUUCCUGGGACGAAAUGCUCGCCGUGCGCUGGGUGACUUUGGUGUGCCGAUCGCCAUAGCGAUCUUCGUGUUGAUUGACUACCUUAUUCCACAAGUGUACACGGACAAACUUAGCGUGCCGGAGGGUAUUUCACCCAGCGAUCCGGAAGUGCGCGGUUGGUUGGUGCCCCUGGGAGGUAUGCCUGUCUGGGCGCCCUUUGCUUGUGGCAUACCCGCCAUUUUGGUAUACAUUCUCAUCUUCAUGGAAUCGCAUAUUUCGGAAUUGAUUGUCGAUAAGCCCGAGCGUGGUCUGAAGAAAGGCUCUGGACUGCAUUUGGAUAUUGUGAUAUUAGGUUUUCUGAAUACAUGUUGCGGCCUCUUCGGUACACCGUGGCAUUGCGCAGCCACAGUACGUUCGGUAACUCACGUAUCUGCUUUAACGGUGAUGUCAAGAACCCAUGCCCCUGGUGAGACCCCACGCAUCAUUGAUGUUAAAGAGCAGCGUGUCUCUGGUUUCUUUGUGGCUCUUCUGAUCGGCUUGUCCGUGACAAUGGCACCCUUAUUGCGAUUGGUACCCAUGGCGGUGCUGUUCGGCGUUUUCUUAUACAUGGGUAUCGCUUCGAUGAGCGGCGUACAGUUCUUCGACAGAAUGGGAUUAUACUUUAUGCCCGUAAAGCAUUAUCCGCCCACACCGUUUGUGAAGCGAGUGCCAACCUGGAAAAUGCACUUGUUUACUACAAUACAACUACUUUGUCUUACAUUACUAUGGGCUGUGAAGUCGUCCAAGAUAUCAUUGGCUUUCCCCUUCUUUUUGAUUUUGAUGGUGCCUAUAAGACAGCGACUUGCCAUGCUCUAUACCCCCGAACAACUGCAAGCGCUCGACGGAAGUGAAGCCAAAGAUGAGGACGAACCCGAUUUCUAUGAGGAAGCUACCAUUCCGGCAUAAGGAUCGAAGGCUAUGUAUAUAUGGAAUGCUGUGUUUAACGACAAACUAAAUAGAUUUGAAAGCUUUAUAAAUAGAAAAAAUUUAGGAUAAUGUGAUUUUAUAAACCAUUUCAAAUGUAUUUAGUUCCCUGUGAAAGACCGCUAACUGGAAACCUGCAUAACUGUAAUUAAAGGAAUUGCGUGUACUUAAGCAUAAACUUAUACACUUAAGUGC
This is a messenger RNA of Zeugodacus cucurbitae (melon fly), 4823 nucleotides long. It is a transcript of the gene Ae2, whose product is annotated as anion exchange protein 3. The coding region runs from base 879 to 4610 and encodes 1243 amino acids. Gene Ontology annotation, cellular component: plasma membrane. Gene Ontology annotation, molecular function: monoatomic anion transmembrane transporter activity; solute:inorganic anion antiporter activity. The record is from RefSeq and is a predicted model, not a curated record. The transcript is spliced from 16 exons. Lineage: Eukaryota; Metazoa; Arthropoda; Insecta; Diptera; Tephritidae. Gene Ontology annotation, biological process: regulation of intracellular pH; transmembrane transport; bicarbonate transport.